This is a messenger RNA of Marchantia polymorpha subsp. ruderalis, 1778 nucleotides long. Lineage: Eukaryota; Viridiplantae; Streptophyta; Marchantiopsida; Marchantiales; Marchantiaceae. The record is from the annotation of a GenBank genome assembly.
CUUCACUGUGGACAAACUACGUGGUUUGGGAAUGGUUCGGAGAUCGAUGACUAAACCCUGAUCCGGUCGGGAAACCCUCAUGGUUUCGUUACACGGUUGCAGAAGUGGGCGGGGAGCUCUGGUUCUUGAGCGGAGUUUAGUCACACGUGAAACCCUAAUCCUGCUUUUUCUUGUCAAGUGGGUUUCUCAAUUUCCCUGGGCUCGGAAUUCAGUGAAAGUCGACGAUCCAAAUUUCCAAUCUCACAUGGUUGUACAGGGCUAUGGCAGGUCGAUCGCUGCAGGCCCUCUCUCAAUGUCUGCGGAGGGCUCGGGUUUUUGAUAGGAACCCCACAGGCAUAUCGAUCGAUGGACGAUCGAUAACUCAAUUGGUGGGAGGACAGUGGUCUUCCUCCCCCAUCCCAUUGUCGGAGAGAUCGGGGAUUUGCCUAGGUGCGUUGGAAGGCCCCGGUGUUCCAGCUUCUUCGAGGAAUUUCUCAGCUUCUGGAGCAAGGAAUCUAGGUUCUCUUGGGGGUCAGCGGUCUGAGUAUUGGGGACAGGGACGGAUAGGAGGGGCGUUUUAUAGCAGCCUGGCUCUGGAAUGUAGAGAAGACCCAAGGCGAUCGGACUUGAGCAAUGCAGAUGAGAUUGGAUAUAGGGUGCUGGGUCCGUAUGUCCCCGAUGGACCCAAGAUCCAACCUCAAGCGGCCUUUGCUGUUGUUCAGGUCGGAUCACACCAAUUCAAGGUGUCGCCUGGAGACAUGAUUUAUACGGAGAAACUCAAGUACGCUGAUAUCAAUGAUCAGCUUAGCUUGAACAAGGUGCUUCUGCUGGGAUCACUGAACCAGACGAUAAUUGGCAGACCCAUCGUUCCUGAUGCAGCGGUCUUAGCGGCUGUCGAAGAACAUGCACUUGAUGCGAAAGUUAUCAUUUUCAAGAAGAAGAGACGAAAGAAUUACAGGAGGACCAACGGCCACCGUCAAGAGCUGACGCGGCUAAGAAUCCUUCGAAUUGACGGGAUAGAAUGCACGACUCCAGCAGGAACUGACACAUCGGGAGAGGACACAGACUGAUAGUUCUUGGAGCUGAAUUUUUGCUGGCUGGAAAUACGAGCUCGACCUCCAUCCGGAGGCAAUAUUGUUGAUGUACAUACCUCCAAUUUGUAAAGCGUAAGGUGGCCAUCAUCGAAAGCUUCUACCUCUUUAUGUGGCCACUGUGCGUUUAAACUGCUCCCUUUGGAAGACAGGAUCGAGUCAAAGCAUUUUUCAUGAUUCCUCAUCACAAUGAAGUAGCUGUACUCCUCAUCUUUCUGGCUCAGUCUAGUGUGAUAACAAUCUGGCAGUGAAAGGCGUGGACAACCACCGUAAAUAACAGCAGUCUGUAUUCUGGUCUACCAGACACACGAGAAUGAUUGUGUCUAGUAGUAGCCGAUCGUCCCAGGAUUCCGGAUGUUGUGACCACAAUUUGACGAGUGUUGGGCACUAUCACUGUCGCCUCACGGGGCCAACGUGUGGAGCUUGAUACAAGUGAACAGAGUACACCGAGAUCAUCAGCUCGUGACAAACGGGAACAGGCUCGCAAGUAGAUACUACUUGCGAACAAGUGAGGAUGGGCUUCCCUACCGAGUGAUUGACCCUCCACGUGUGGUGGUGGUGUGCCGGUAACAACCGUUGAAAUUUAAGAUCGCUUAAACGACAGUUUUAUUUCCUGCAAUCAUGGCAGUUUUGACCCUGCAUCUCUUGAAGUGCUCAGUGCGUAACAUGUCCCGUGGAAGUCACUAUCAGAUUGUUGGGUAUUGCCCA